Molecule: messenger RNA, 2010 nt
Organism: Xiphias gladius (swordfish)
Lineage: Eukaryota; Metazoa; Chordata; Actinopteri; Istiophoriformes; Xiphiidae
Product: pyroglutamyl-peptidase 1-like
Exons: 5
Coding region: 65-697 (210 amino acids)
Biological process (GO): proteolysis
Cellular component (GO): cytosol
Molecular function (GO): pyroglutamyl-peptidase activity
Source: RefSeq, a predicted model, not a curated record
AAGAAACAAAAAAAAAAAAAAAAAAAAAAAAACACACGUCAGAUCCUCUACAACAGUACGGGAGAUGGAUAACAGUAAACGGACUGUGAUCGUUACAGGUUUUGGGCCAUUCGGAGAGCACACGGUCAACGCCAGCUGGGUAGCAGUACAGGAACUGAAGAAGCUUGGACUCGGCAGUGAAGUGGACUUGCAUGUGUAUGAGGUUCCUGUAGAGUACCAGACAGUCCAGAGUUUGGUUCCUUCAUUAUGGAAGCAGUAUCAUCCACUGCUGGUUGUUCAUGUUGGAGUCUCGGGUAUGGCCACCACUGUCACGCUGGAGAAGUGUGGCAGAAAUCAUGGCUACAAGGGUCUGGACAACAGCAGCUUCUGUCCUGAUUCACAGUGUUGCAUUGUGGGAGGCCCAGACUGCAUUGAUUCAGUAAUUGACAUGGAAUCAGUCUGCAAGAGAGUGACCGCCUCCGGACUGGGAGUAACUGUGUCCGUCUCCAAAGACGCCGGAAGAUAUCUCUGUGAUUUCACCUACUACACGUCUCUGUACCUGAGCCGUGGUCGCUCUGCCUUCAUCCACGUGCCUCCUCUUGGAAAGCCUUACAGCGGGGAAGACCUGGGUCGUGCACUGAAGGCCAUCAUCCAAGAGAUGCUGGAGCUUCUGGCCCAGGCCGAGGAAAAGAUACACUGCCAGCAGCACUUCCACUAAGUGACCUCCAGAUGCCAACCAGCUUCUCCAGCCCUCACCACACCAGAGAAAUUGCACUUAACCACAACUAGCCAAACUUCUUUCUUUUAUAAUUGUUGUCUUCACUUGGACAAAAUGAACACUUCAGCAUAUAGGAUGUUUCCCGUGUUCACUUAUCCUUGUCUUAGGGUUUUGCGUUUUGUUUUGCUAAGCCUGAUUCAGUUAUGUUUCGAUGUCUCCCGAUGGUGAGAGGAUAAAAUGGGAGUCUGAAGACAACCCUUGAUCACAUUUUAACAUAAGCUUUUGUCCCACUUCCAAGGAACAUGAAACCUUCUGGCUUUGGAGUUUAACUUCUGGGAAUUAAGUUCACUAAGGAAAUGCAGCGGCAGAGUGCUGCUCAUAUUUGUUUAUAUGCAGAUACAGUGAAGAACCAUAUGGUCUGUAAUGUAGCAGAUAUUACAACCUAUAGCCCCAAAAGUGACUUCUAUUAUUGCACCUUAUAGGGUUAGGGUUAUUGAAAUAGUUAUAGAAGUCACAUUUGGGAAAACCCUUAAAUGUACUCUGUAAAGCUUCAUCCUCAAAUUUUGAAUUUCACUCUGUCACAAUAUAUAUGUUUCAGUCAACAGGUGUUUACACCUGAAUAUCUAUAGAUGGUUAAUGUACAUGAUACAUUAUGGUUUAAGUAGAAAUGUUUAGCAGUAAACUGUGUUUGCUAAUUUCAGUUUGCUUCAGAUAUUUUUUUCCAGCUGCUCUAGAGCCUAACUGUGCUGUUUCACAUUUGAUGUUGAAUUGUUUCUCGAGUCCUUUUUCUUUAUAAGAAGUUUUUCAAAGAAAUUUACCUUCUUUUACAAAGGUUAUUUAAAUCAGGGAACGGGUUGGUUCCAGCUCAUUUUCCCCCAGUUUGUUGGCCCAAUUCUGACAGAAAAACCCCAAAUUCACCUCACUGUGAUCUGGCCCCCGGCUGUGCAAUGAUAUUUUACAGAUCUCAAGUCUGUCGAUUCAGGAAGUUCAUGUUGUGGGUUUGUCAAAAUUCAAUUAUGGCUGCACAGCUUUCUUUUGCUCCCUUCAUUGAAUCAGACAUAGUUGCUUAUUUUACCUGAGGAUUUGAUUUGAUGAAGUUGGACUGUCAGUUCAGUCAGAGUUGGGUCUGGACUUUUAUUUCUGCAGCACUUUCUUUUUUUCUAUAUUUGUUUUGUUUUUCAUUUUUACUUAAUCUGGAACACGGACAGCAUUUUUCAUGCAAUGUGAAUGUUUGUAUUUUUCUUUUCAGUCACUUUAACUUGAAAUAUGUAGCUUUCCAGACAUCCACACAUCCAUUUUUUUUUUUUUUUAAC